AUGUCAUUGAAUUUUUUCGAUCGUCUUCCUGUCGAAUUAAUUUAUAAAAUUCUCGGCUAUCUUUGGGCACAUGAAACUUUUUAUUCCUUUUUUAAUGUUAGUGAAUAUCUUCGUGCUAUUUUGAAAAGUUACGAUCGCUUUUUAAUCAACUUUCGAUCAGUUCGCAAGACACAGUUUGAUCUUACUUGUCGUCUCAUUCGACCCGAUCAAAUCAUUUCACUGUCCCUCUCUGAUAAAGACAAUACACCUGAUCAAUGUAUUCUUUUCUUCUCGUAUUUUUCUAUCGAACAAUUCGUCAAUCUUCGAUCAUUCGAAAUGGACUCGUUUAAUGAAGAUACGUUUGGACGAUUGAGAAAUCUGUUACAACUUGAGCACUUAUCAUCAUUGCAUUUGCCUAGUCGUCUAUGGCAUUCUGGAGCUUUCAAAGCAUUUAUCCGCUCGAUAGUACCGCGACUUCGUCGACUAAUAACCGAUGAUUGUUACUUCGAGCAUCCUUUGGAUAAUUUACAGCACUUAAUAUUGACACGAUGUCAUUGCACAGAAAUUAGGUAUUUGUUCAAGAACAUAAGUCAUAUUCGUUCUUUGAACAUUACUCUGGUUGACUAUGGUAAUACCGGUUGGCCCACAGACGUACAGAUCUUAUCAGAACUUCGUCAAUUUUCUCUCAGCGUUGACAAUGGUGAGAUGGCAAUAGCUGAAAUAAGAAAUAUUUUACAUGCUAUGCCAUGUGUGAAAUAUUUAGAACUUGACAUUCUGUGUGAAAUCGGUUUAAUCGACAGUCAUCAAUGGGAGUCCAUUGCUGUUGAUCUCAUUCGAUUUGAUUUUCGAUUUCGUAUUGUACAUUGGUCGUCAUCUGAUGCUGCGAAAAUCAACCAUCUUAAUUCGUUUCGAACACCAUUCUGGCUCGAACAGAAGCGUUGGUUUGUUGCUUAUGAUGACCGCAAACCAGCCACCAUUUUCACUAUUCCUCGCUUCAUGCCAAAAGACUUCGAAUGUCCAUCGAACAAUACCAUAGAAGAUUGUACAACUGAUAUUUUAAAACCCAAUAAUUACGUCGAACAUCUUAAUUUAUUUCCUGCUAAAGAGAGUACACAAACUGAAAACAAAUUUGAUUUACAGACUUUGCUCGAAGAUAAACCACGUCUAUACUCACUGAAUAUCUGUAAUUUAUGGUCAUCCGAUAUUCCACAUCACAACGUUGUCUUUGAACAAAUACGAACUUUGCGCUUUAGUUUCGAACAGAGGCAAUCAUCAUCGUUGAACCCAGAAUAUAUAUGUGCAGCAUUUCCUCGAUUAGAAUGUUUGCACAUAUCAGUUGAAUUGCCGGGAGAGUUAUUUGUCUUCAUCGAUCGAUUAAAAUAUUUAUCCGAUGCGUAUUUUCGUUUCAAUUUUAGUAUUAAGACAUGGUGUUGUUGGCAACGUCCAAGAGUAACACGUCAAUGGCUUAUUCGAAAUAGUCGACGAUUAUCACGUGACCGACAUUUUACCAGUACAAUAACCGAUCACAGUAUACGAUUAUGGAUGAGUGAUAAGCAUGAGUCAUCAUCGAUAUUUAAGAGAUUCAUGAAAUUGAGCAAAAAAUGA
This is a messenger RNA of Rotaria sp. Silwood2, 1584 nucleotides long. The record is from the annotation of a GenBank genome assembly. Lineage: Eukaryota; Metazoa; Rotifera; Eurotatoria; Philodinida; Philodinidae.